Messenger RNA from Gastrolobium bilobum, 1216 nucleotides. RefSeq lists its product as uncharacterized. The record is from RefSeq and is a predicted model, not a curated record. Bases 242 to 1048 code for a protein of 268 amino acids. The transcript is spliced from 9 exons. Lineage: Eukaryota; Viridiplantae; Streptophyta; Magnoliopsida; Fabales; Fabaceae.
GGUCGAGCACAGCUGUAACCUUCAAAUUUCAAUCUUCAUUUGUAAUUUUUGUUCCAGUCGAUGUUGUCUUCUUCUGCCUUAAACCCCUCUCUCCGUAUAAUACGGUAAUUUCGCUGUCUUUCUCUUCUCUCCUCAAAGUCUCACUGUUUCAACUUUAAAACACCACACUCUUUUGGGAUUCUGCCCUUUCUGGAUUCCCUCUUUGAGCUUCUUCACUUCCCCAUAUUUGCAAGAUUUUCCAAUGGCUUCAUGUAGCUUAGGGACCCCAAAUAUCAAAGUAUUGAACUUGCACUUUGGGGUAAAAAGAAUUGGGCUUUCACAACAGUUUGGUACAAGAAGUUGGAUCAGUAGGAAGUCACUGCAGUACACUAGUUUGGUUAUGUCACAGUUAACUUCGUACAAUGACCCAUUGUCAAAGAUCCAAUCUGUUGCAAGGUCAGAAGAUGGUUCUGAAGAAAUUAUAUCUUCUGGUUUGACAAGUGAACUUAUUCCUAAAUUUAGAGAGGUGGAGUUCCUGCUCACUAAAUUGUGUGACUCAACUUCAAUUGGGGAGUUAGAAUUAAAACUUGAUGGGUUUCACCUGCAUGUGGUGAGAGAUUUGACUGAAAAAAUUAAAACUCCACCUCCUCCAAUUCCUGCUUCCGUAAGUGUAAAUACUUUCACAGAAGCACCUAAAUCAAAUGGACCAGUUUCUACAUCAUCAUUGGCCAUCUCGAAGCCAGUACCUUCUUCAGGGUCUAUCCAGAGAUUCCUAGACAAAGCUGCAGAUGAAGGCUUGGUACUAAUUCUAUCUCCAAAGGUGGGUUUCUUUAGGAGAUCUCGAACCAUAAAGGGGAAGCGUGCUCCGCCAUCAUGUAAAGAGAAUCAAAAAGUUGAGGAGGGGCAAGUGAUUUGUUAUAUUGAACAGCUUGGUGGUGAGCUGCCAAUCGAGUCUGAUGUAUCGGGGGAGGUCAUCAAGAUACUAAGAAAUGAUGGCGAUCCUGUUGGAUAUGGUGACGCAGUUGUUGCAAUAUUGCCAUCAUUUCCCGGAAUAAAGAAGCUUCAAUAGAUUUUUUGGAUUUUUUUAAUAUAGUUCUUGCAAUGCUGUAAUUAGCUGAUACUUUGAGAUCGAGUUACGUUGUGGUCCAUAGCAUACAUUUAGUACAAUGUUUUGCAUGCUGAGUUGCAUUCUACAUCCCUGCCCUGCAGUUUAAGUAAUAAACUGGGAUUUUUUUUA